Messenger RNA from Peromyscus maniculatus bairdii (prairie deer mouse), 1544 nucleotides. Lineage: Eukaryota; Metazoa; Chordata; Mammalia; Rodentia; Cricetidae. The record is from RefSeq and is a predicted model, not a curated record.
GGGGAAGAAACCUUUGAGAACUGGCUAAGCCAGGUCCAUGAGGUCCUGCCAGAGUGGCAUAUGUCUGAGGAGGAAAAGCUCAAACGCCUGAUGAGAACCCUUAGGGGCCCUGCCAGGGAGAUCAUGCGUUUGCUCCAGGCUUCCAAUCCCGAUCUAAACGUGGCAGAUUUUUUGCGGGCAAUGAAGUUGGUAUUUGGGGAGUCUGAGAGCAGUGUAACAGCACAAGGUAAAUUUUUAAACACCCUGCAGGCACAUGGAGAGAAACCGUCCCUGUAUGUGAUCCGUUUAGAGGUGCAGCUGCAGAAUGCUAUUCAGGCAGGGGUCCUUGCUGAGAGAGACGCAAACAGGAUUCGACUGCACCAGCUCCUUGUAGGGGCUGAGCUGAGUAGGGACCUGCGCAUCAAGCUUAAGAGUCUUCUCCAAAUGCAUGCGCAUAAUGAGCAGGAAUGCCUUCCCGACUUCCUGGAGUUAAUCAGGAUUGUAAGGGAGGAAGAAGAACGGAAUGACCGUUUGCUUGCUCAUAAACGGCCCAGAAGAUCUGAGUCAGUAAUGGAGAGGGCCGCCAGCCCUGUCGUAUUUCAGGGCUCCCUGCCUAUAGUGAUAGGCGGUGCUGAUUGCAAUGUCAUAGAGAUAGAUGAUUCCCAGGAUGACUCAGAUGAAGAUGUGAUCCUGGUGGAGUCUGUGCCUCCACUGUCCUCCUCCCUCCGAGGCAGAGACACUAUUCAGGAUCAGAUGCUAGCUAUUGAAUCCCCCAACUAUUUUGAUGAUGAGUCUCCUUCCACUAGCAGUGGUUCUGGACAGAGGAAUAAUGGGCCUGGGGAUCUGCGUAGAAACAGAAAGCGAAAGUAUCCAAUCCGCUGCCCCCACUGUGGUGAAGAGGGCCAUGCAAAAGAAACCUGUGACAGCACCAGCAACAAGGCUCAGGUUUUUGAGAAUCUGAUAGUCACUCUGCAGGAGCUGACUCAUAUGGAGAGAUCAAAACCCUCUACACCAUUCUAAGGGGUGAGAUUCAGCCCCAGAUCAGUGUUUAACUCUCCUCAGAAACUUAUUCUGAAAGAAACAGGUAUGGGGUGGCCUUCGGAAGGAGUUAAUUCAAAACCAGUUUGCUUGGGGAAGGAAAAGCAGACUUGUGUACCAUGUAAUGGAGAGGGAUGGCCCCACAUCAUUCCUUGCUUAUUCAUUCACCUGAUUGCUUAAUGGUUGUUUCCCUGUGUGUCUUUCCCUGGUGAUUUUAGUCUGUUCACAAAGUGGUAUCUUUUUGAACCUUCCAAGUGAAAAUAAAAAAAUUUAAAAAAAAAUAAAAAAAUAAAAAAAAUUAAAAAAUUUAAAAAAAAAGCAAAAGUACAUGUUACCUGAAAUUCUCACCCUGAUACAAUCAUUGUCAGCCCUUUGGUGAAUGUCUUAUGUAUUUCCCUGUACCUGUGUGCCUAGAUAUAUAUGUAUAGGUAAAAGUGAUCAAACCAGUAAGUGCUGUUGUAUAUGUAUUUUUUCAUCAAGCAGUAUAUAUUGUGGACUUCAAAAUAAAUGAAUAUAUAAGCAUCGAA